GAGACUCAUGAACAACCAUCACAAAACACAAAAACAGUCGUGGAUCAUCAGAUCGGCAGCAUGCGUUCCACAGCUGGUUGUUUGAUUCUGACCAUUCUCCUUGGAAUCUGUGCUAACGGCUGCAGAUCAAGCUGGUUGUGGCCAAAGCUUGUGGCCCACAUUUCAGAUGGACUUGAUGGUGACAUGGAGCAGGAGGCUUAUCAGGUCACUCUUAUGGCUCUGCAUACCUACACAAAGGAUACUGACAUUUCUAACUACAUCGUGGAGGAGUUUGACAGAAGGCAUGGGAACACCUGGCACUGCAUUAUAGGGGGCUGUGCUUACAGCGUGACACCUAGUCUAAACAAUUUCAUCAAGUUCACUUUCGGCAACAGAACAAUUUUGCUCUUCAAAGUUGGCUGACAUUCAGCAACAGUUUUAUCCACAUGAUUAAUAAAACA
This is a messenger RNA of Megalobrama amblycephala (Wuchang bream), 440 nucleotides long. RefSeq names its product dynein light chain, cytoplasmic-like. The coding region runs from base 61 to 402 and encodes 113 amino acids. The record is from RefSeq and is a predicted model, not a curated record. Gene Ontology annotation, molecular function: dynein light intermediate chain binding; dynein intermediate chain binding. Gene Ontology annotation, biological process: microtubule-based process; cilium assembly. Gene Ontology annotation, cellular component: cytoplasmic dynein complex. The transcript is spliced from 4 exons. Lineage: Eukaryota; Metazoa; Chordata; Actinopteri; Cypriniformes; Xenocyprididae.